Messenger RNA from Halichondria panicea, 1328 nucleotides. RefSeq lists its product as uncharacterized. Bases 890 to 1204 code for a protein of 104 amino acids. The record is from RefSeq and is a predicted model, not a curated record. The transcript has 4 exons. Lineage: Eukaryota; Metazoa; Porifera; Demospongiae; Suberitida; Halichondriidae.
CUUAAAGUUAAGGCUAUUUAAAGACAGGUAGUAAUUUUAGCGUUUUCUGAUUUUUCUCCGUUUUUAGGGUGCUAAUUUUGAGCAAAUUUGUACUAGCACAACAUGUGUCAAAAGAUAUAUAAGUAUGAUUUUAGGAAAAGAAUCAGAAACAAGGUGCUCAUAGAGCAUUCACUCUGUGCUGUUAGCUUCAUCGCAUCAUGAUUUCACACAGCGGCAAAACGGAACUUUUACCGUAAUAGAGUGCAGUACAAGCUUGCUGUACAUGUAGGGAAUAUAAUAAUCAACUCACCCACUCCUAAUGAAACUGUUCUCACUUUCUCUCCACUGAGAAUCUCAGAUGCUGUCACAUACUGUUGUCACGGUAACCUCACCACUGCCAUUCCCUAUCAACUUUUCUCAGACAGCAGCUAUUUUAACUUAAUUGUUCAAAGUAACGUUCAUAUUAAAUCUCCAUAGCUACGUGCAAAAUAUUCUUUGUACAGUACCCAGACCAACAGUGACAAUCUCAAGGUCUCCCUCUACCUCAGCUUUGUUUGCUAACCUCAGUGUGGUAACAUUUACAUGUCAAUUGUCUAUACAUGUAAACAUUGAUACUCCCGUCACUUUGAGCUUGACUUGGACUCGUGAAGUUUAUAGUGAUGAAGAUGAUACAACCACUGAAGUGAUCGUGGUGAAUAGUACAACCAAAGAAAUCCAGAGAAGAUGGACCUUUAAUGAUUUUAGUUCAAAAGACCAGAGAGCGACUUGCAAUGGAACAAUAAGCUCAGCUAUAGCAGGUUUAUUCAAGGCAAUAGCAGUAUGGAUGGUAACACGUUAUCUGUUGCUGGUGUGUUUCUGAUGUUCAACGGCAGUGUAUUUAACGACAAUAUGACCUCUGUACCAGCGAGGGAUGAGAGAUGGUUCUCGAGACAUGCCCACUUGUAAACCCAACGAGACCUUCCUGGUUCGACCCAAGGGUAAUGUGGAUGAUCGAGUCCUCAACCAUGCCUUAAUUGUCACACACACCAUCGACAUCGUAGAUGGAGGCAGGUUCAAGAGGAUCCCCGUGUACAGAGACCCUGCUGGAGGGUACGGAUUUGCAUCACUAUUCUUUGACUUGCUCAGUUUAGUUCUGUACUAUGCCACCAACACGAUGGAGAAACACAACCCUGAACUAGAGACAAUGCUUAGAUACUCUGCAUUCCAUGUGGACAGGGGCCGUUAGUAACUGAACUAGCAGCUGUACAGUAUUGUGUGUGUAUAGUGUAGGAUUCUCUUUCUGUGUAUGUGCUGUAUGUAUGUAUGUUGAUGUGUGUGUGGAAGUUGCAAUCACAAUUUCAGACUUCCUG